Athene cunicularia (burrowing owl) is the source of this 3010-nucleotide messenger RNA. RefSeq names its product Rho GTPase activating protein 39 (gene ARHGAP39). The coding region runs from base 1 to 2994 and encodes 997 amino acids. Gene Ontology annotation, molecular function: GTPase activator activity. Gene Ontology annotation, cellular component: cytoskeleton; cytoplasm. The record is from RefSeq and is a predicted model, not a curated record. The transcript has 11 exons. Gene Ontology annotation, biological process: signal transduction. NCBI's taxonomy places the organism in Eukaryota, Metazoa, Chordata, Aves, Strigiformes, Strigidae.
AUGCGAGCCAAGCUCUUGGGUGAUGAACCAUCUGAAAAAGUACACGGAUAUUUGGAGACAACUGAUAUUAAUGGAAAAAUCACCUUUGAAGUGUCCUCCACCCCAGCUGGGGAGAAGGUCCAUGCCGGGAUAGGGCUCCCACCAGGACAAAAAUGCAAAGCUGCCUUUUGCAAACACCGCCGGCUCCGAGUGAGGCGGGAGGGUGUGCUGAGUUCGUCGCCUUCCGGAGUGUUUGAGAAAGAAUAUGACAUUUAUCGGGAUUACAGUGCAGAAGGUCAACUCCUCCACUACAGGACGUCGUCCCUGCGAUGGAACGCGGGCACCAAGGAGCGGAUGCUGAUCAAGGUGACCGACCGCGAGCCCAGCUUCCUCAUGCACCAAGGCAACGGCUACGCGCCUGAAAACCAACCGGGCACCCGUUCGCGGCGACCUUCGGGGGGCCAACAGUCGCCCAACUUACAAACCUUCGCCCCCGACACUGACAACUCUGUUUUCUUCCCGGAGAGGAAGCAGUCGCCCUUCUUGAAGAGGGCUGAGCACGUGGGCAGCUGCUCACCGCUGCUCGGCCGGGGGGACUCCUUCUGCUCCCCGCUCCAAGCCCAGCACCGCAAGCACUCCAGCGAGUCACAACCCUCCUCGCCCCGCUACGCCUACGAGCCCCCGCUCUAUGAGGAACCCCCCAUGGAGUACCAGGCUCCCAUCUAUGAUGAGCCCCCCGUGGACAUGCAGUAUGAAGCCAGCGGGAGCUACAAAGCCGGCUCGCCACAGAAAUCACCCAUCCGUAAACCUCACCCCUUCCUGCAGUCGCCCAAACAAGGCUCCAACUCGCCCUACCAGCAGUUGGUGCUCACCAAACAGAAGUGUCCUGACCGGUUCAUGAGCCUGGAGUACAGCCCAGCCGGCAAGGAGUACGUCAGGCAACUGGUCUACGUCGAGCAGUCGGGCUCCAGCCCCAAGAUGAAAACGGGGUUGAGGCACAAAUAUUCCCCCAACCCCAUCGGCGGCUCCUACUCGCUGCAGCACAGCCCCUGCCUGGUCCGGGACCAACGUUUAGAGAUCAAAUCAGGUGACUACAGCAGCAUGGAAGGACCCGACUUCUGCCCUGGCCCAACCAGUGGCCAGGUGGCCCAGGGUGAGGACUCCAUGUCAUGGUCCAGCCAACAGGACACCUUGUCCUCCACCGGCUACUCACCCUCCACCAGAAAGAGGAAAAGCCGAAAGCCUUCCCUAUCCCACGACCCCAACGCCUCCUCCACGGAUGGCUCAGGGGACCGGGAGGUGUUGGGCGAGCAGAUGCUGGGGGAGGAACGAGCCACCCCGGGACCCAACAGGUCACCGAUGAACCGUACGGAGAGCAAGGCGGCGGAGGCGGAGGCGGCACGGGGCUUCCCCGAGCCCUUCCUGGCACAGGCACGCCUGGCUUGGGAAGCCCAGCAAGCCCACUACCACAUGAAACAACGGAGCAGUUGGGAUUCCCAAAAGGACGGUUCGGGCUACGAGAGUGACGGCGCCCUCCCUUUGCCCAUGCCGGGUCCGGUGGUGCGAGCCUUCAGCGAGGACGAGGCCUUGGCGCAGCAGGACAACAAGCACUGGAAGAGGAACACCUUCGAGAAGCUGGGCUUCCCCCAGAUCCUGCUGGAGAAGAGCGUCUCCGUGCAGACCAACCUGGCCUCCCCCGAGCCCUACCUGCAUCCAUCUCAGUCGGAGGAUCUCGGUGCCUGCGCCCAGUUCGAGAGCAGCAGACAGACCAGGAACAUGAUGCCUAGUGCCAGCUGUGUCUUCCCCACCUUCAACCUGCGGAAGCCCUCCUCGGAGACGGACAUUGAGAACUGGGCCUCCAAGCACUUCAACAAGCACACCCAAGGGCUCUUCCGCAGGAAGGUGUCCAUCGCCAACAUGCUGGCCUGGAGCAGCGAGUCCAUCAAGAAACCCAUGAUCAUGACCAACGACCGCAACGUCAAGAAAGAGGCGUGCGAGAUAUUUAAACUGAUUCAGAUGUACAUGGGGGACCGACGGGCCAAGACGGACCAGCUCAACGUGGCCUUGGAGAUCGCCACCAAAGGCUGGAGCAUGCAGGGUCUGAGAGACGAGCUCUACAUCCAGCUGUGCCGGCAGACCACUGAGAACUUCCGUUACGAGAGCCUGGCCCGGGGCUGGGAGCUCAUGGCCAUUUGUUUGGCCUUUUUCCCACCCACUCCCAAAUUUCAUUCCUACCUAGAAGGAUAUAUUUACAGGCACAUGGAUCCGGUGAAUGACACUAAAGGGGUGGCAAUAAGCACUUACGCCAAGUACUGCUACAACAAGCUGCAGAAGGCAGCUCUGACGGGAGCCAAGAAGGGCUUGAAGAAACCGAACAUCGAGGAGAUCCGCCACGCCAAGAACGCCGUCUUCAACCCUUCCAUGUUCGGCAGCUCCCUGCAGGACAUCAUCACCAUGCAGAAGGAGCGGUACCCCGACCGGCAGCUGCCCUGGGUGCAGACCCGCCUCUCCGAGGAGGUCCUGGCGCUCAACGGGGACCAGACCGAGGGCAUCUUCAGAGUCCCCGGUGACAUUGACGAGGUCAACGCCCUCAAGCUGCAGGUGGACCAGUGGAAGAUCCCCACCGGCUUGGAGGACCCCCACGUUCCCGCCUCCCUGCUGAAACUCUGGUACCGGGAGCUGGAGGAGCCGCUGAUCCCCCACGAGUUUUAUGAGCAGUGCAUCACCCACUACGAGAACCCCGAGGCGGCCAUCGCUGUCGUCCACUCUCUGCCCAGGAUCAACAAAAUGGUGCUGUGCUACCUCAUCCGCUUCCUACAGGUGUUCGUGCAGCCGGCCAAUGUGGCCGUCACCAAGAUGGACGUCAAUAACCUGGCCAUGGUGAUGGCCCCCAACUGCCUGCGCUGCCAAUCGGACGACCCGCGGAUCAUCUUCGAGAACACCCGCAAGGAGAUGUCCUUCAUCCGGGUGCUCAUCCAGCACCUCGACACCAGCUUCAUGGAGGGCGUCCUAUAGCAGCCGCCACCAAGGG